AUGUCGACCCACCUUCAGCCGAGGCAGGUGGGAUUCGGGACGCCACUGGGCUGCGAGGCGGCGAUACACGCCACCCGCUCUUUUGCGAUGGGCCAUGAGGGUACAGAUACAGUGGUCGUCAAAAUAGAUAUUAGAAACGCUUUUAACAGUGUGGAGAGAGAUAUUAUUUUGUCGGAAAUUUUGGAAAAUGUGCCAUCCCUGUACCCCUUUGUCUACCAGUGUUACUCGGUCCCCAGUAAUCUUUACUACGGUGAAAAUUCCAUCUUAUCGCAGGUGGGUGCUCAACAGGGCGAUCCUCUGGGGCCUUUAUUGUUCUGUUUGGCUAUCCAGAAAAUCAUAUCAUCAUUGGACUCACCAUUGAAUGUCUGGUACCUAGAUGAUGGCACUAUUGGCGGAAGUCCAGAAGUGGUUUUGCAAGAUUUAAAGAGACUCGGAGUAGCUUUGAAAGCUGUUGGUCUAGAAAUAAAUCCAAAUAAGUGCGAGUUAUUUAAUUGUGGAUUUAUUAACGCGGACGUACUAGAAAAUUUGAUGGUUCUUUUGCCGGGCAUCAAGCAGCUGGAUAGGUCGUCUGUCAGCCUAUUGGGUGCGCCAAUAUUUCCUGAGGGUGUCAGUUCUGCUCUUCAAACAAAAAGACUGGCACUUUUAGCUGCACGGGAACAUUUGUCGCAUCUGUCGGCUCAUGUGGCGCUCGUCUUGUUGCGGAAUUGUUUAGGGAUGCCCCGAAUGACUUAUAUAUUGAGGACAUCUCCCACGUGGCUUUUUGAGCGAGACGUGGCCCUUGUAGAUGAUGUACUCGGAGUUACGCUGGAGGUAGUGCUAAACAUAAGUCUUACUCUACCACAGUGGUGUCAAGCUGCACUUCCCAUUAGGCAUGGUGGACUUGGAGUGCGUCGAGUGCAAGAUGUGGGGUUUGUGGCGUUUCUGGCUUCGUCUUAUGGCUCUGCGGAUCUCGUUGCUCGCAUUUUAGCUCAAAAUGGCAGCGGUAUUCGCAUACCAUUCCAAGCAGAAGCUCUUACCUGGUGGUCAAGUCUUUGCCCAAGCGACGAGCACCCGGAUAAUCCUAGUUUGCAGAGAAAUUGGGACGACGUUCUAUGCAAACGAAGGUAUAGUUCCUUGUUGGAGGGUGCUUCGGGUGCCGAUGUGGCCCGUCUGAGAGCGGUCGCUAAAUCAGAAUCGGGAGCGUGGUUACAUGCUUUGCCAUCUCCCCAGUUGGGUACUUUGCUCGACAACACAUCUUUGAGGAUAGCAGUAGCACUGAGAUUGGGAAGCAAGGUUUGUGAACCACAGCGCUGUGUGUGUGGGGCUAUGGUGAGGGAGGACGGACACCACGGUUUGAGCUGCCAAAGGUGUGCGGGUCGUUUUCCCAGACACCAUGCCAUUAAUGACAUUGUGCGACGGGCGAUGGUGUCGGCUAAUGUCCCUUGCGUGCUCGAGCCCCCGGGCCUGAGUCGAAUAGAUGGUAAAAGGCCGGACG
Hyposmocoma kahamanoa is the source of this 1474-nucleotide messenger RNA. RefSeq lists its product as uncharacterized. The record is from RefSeq and is a predicted model, not a curated record. NCBI's taxonomy places the organism in Eukaryota, Metazoa, Arthropoda, Insecta, Lepidoptera, Cosmopterigidae. The transcript has a single exon. The annotation marks the transcript as partial.